Sesamum indicum (sesame) is the source of this 3152-nucleotide messenger RNA. RefSeq names its product G-type lectin S-receptor-like serine/threonine-protein kinase LECRK3. The record is from RefSeq and is a predicted model, not a curated record. Lineage: Eukaryota; Viridiplantae; Streptophyta; Magnoliopsida; Lamiales; Pedaliaceae. Gene Ontology annotation, molecular function: protein serine/threonine kinase activity; ATP binding. Gene Ontology annotation, biological process: protein phosphorylation.
UCAUCUGCCUCUGCGGAAUUUACUACUGAUGUUUUUGCAGUCAACAAGCAAGAAACUCGCGUGAUUGUCGAAAACAGGUAGCAUAGAUAGACCUCGUCAGCUCACUGUUCAAGUUAAAUAUAAGUUUCUAAUCUCACCUCUCAAGUCCAAUCAUAUACGCAACAUUGAAAAUUAGGACAGGAAAAUUAUGACAUAACAAUACUUAAAACACUUGACAACCGUGUUGACCCGUUAAUACGCCACACUUUUCAGCUGAUGCAAGCACUAAAAGUCUUGGCAAGUGACGAUCCUGUCCUACUAGUCCAACCGGAAGUUCUUGCAAUGCUUCCAUUUCUCUAUGGUUGUUCGAAACCAGCUGAUAUAUUGAUCUCCCUUUGAAUAGUAAAAGGCGAUCACUUCAGACAGUGGCACGGAAAGGACAUUAGAACUUAAGCAGAUCAUAGAGUUCAAUGCAUCAGUGUGUAUGUACCUAAGUUUUCAUUAGAUAUGGCCUUUCGAGCUGAUGGGUUCCGUUUAUUUUUACUUACCUUAGUGUUUUGUCUUUCAUCAUCCACUCUUGCAGUCGGUCAAUCUGAUUGUAGCAUGAAUGUAGGCUCAGUUUUAACUGCAGGAGUGAAUAGCCCUCCUAGGAUUUCGCCUUCUGGUGAAUUUGCCUUUGGAUUUCGUCCCCUCCGAAGUUCUCAGUCUACCAAUCAAGAUCUCUUCUUGUUAGCCAUAUGGUACAAUAAAGUACCCGAAGGAACCAUCGUUUGGUCCUUGAAUGACCAUCAAGUUCCAGAAGGAUCAAGAAUCCAGCUGACAAAUGAAGGGCAGCUUAUUCUUUACAAUUCUCAGGGCCAGCAGGUGUGGAAGGCUGAGACAGGCAAUGAAAGAACAGCAUGUGCAGCCAUGCUGGAUUCAGGCAACUUUGUCCUGAUUAAUGGAGCAUCUAUUUACAUAUGGGAAAGCUUCAGAUUGCCUACUGACACAAUCUUGCCUGGUCAGAGGCUGAGGAAGGGUGGGAGGCUGACUUCUCGUCAAUCUGAUACGACUUCUACAGAGGGGAGGUUCCAGCUCCGGAUGCAACUGGAUGGAAAUCUUGUGCUUUACUCUAUUUUGUUGCCGACUGAAGUUAUAACUGAUGCUUAUUGGGAUACAGGGACGAAUCAUCGUGAUGCUGACUCCGAGCUUGUUUUUGAUGAGGCCGGUUUCAUUUACAUAGAGGAUAGAAACAAAAACAUACUGAACAUCACAAAACGGAACUUGGGAUCCAGACAGGAUUUCUAUUAUAUGGCCAGGAUUGAUGAAGAUGGAGUCUUCAGGCACUAUAAUCAUCCGAGACGAAACUAUGCUGCUGAUGCCAGAAGUUACAUGCCGGCUUGGUCCAUUAUCCAGACGACUCCAGAAGAUAUGUGUGGUGCAGUCUCGGGGAAUUUAGGAAGUGGGGCUUGUGGAUAUAACAGUUACUGUGUGAAUUUAGAUGGAAGGCCUAAUUGCUUGUGUCCAGAAGGAUACUCACCUUUGGAUUCUCUUGAUCUGCGUCGAGGCUGCAAGCCGAACUUUCAGUUACCUAGCUGCCAGCAAAAUGGAUGGGAAUCGGACAUUGCCUCUGUGGAGUUUAAGGAGUUGAACAACACUGAUUGGCCCUUCACUGACUAUGAGCUUCAGACAGGACCAGAAGUGGAUAAGGAGAGGUGCAAGGAAUUCUGCCUCCGCGACUGUUUUUGUGCUGCUGCUAUCUAUAAUGGGAACAAUUGUUGGAAGAAGAGGUUUCCUCUUUCUAAUGGAAGACAAUCCACAGCUGUGAACAGGACCGCUUUGAUUAAGGUUCCACGGAACAAUCAAACGACUUUGUGUCCUAAAAGCAAAGAUCGGUCCACUGUAGUUCUAGUUGUAUCAGUACUUCUUGGCAGCUCUGUGUUCUUCAACUUUCUUCUGUUAGCAGCCAUAUCCGUUGGCAUUUUCUUCAUAUACCACAAGAAGAUGCUGAAUUUACAGUCAGCUUCAACGUUAUAUGGGAUAAGAAGGUACACAUACAAAGAACUCGAGGAAGCAACUGGGGGCUUCAACCAGCAAUUAGGCCGAGGAUCUUUUGGCACCGUUUAUAAGGGCGUUAUUCCAUCUAUUCCUAAGAGAUACAUUGCGGUCAAGAGAUUGGACAAGGCUGAAAAGGAGGGUGAGAAGGAGUUCACGACUGAAGUUAGUGCAAUUGGACGGACUCACCACAAGAACUUAGUCGCCCUUCUUGGUUAUUGUGAUGAGGGAAAUAACCGGCUUCUAGUGUAUGAGUACAUGAGCAACGGCUCUCUGUCUAGCCUUCUCUUCGGCAUAUCAAGGCCUCAUUGGCACCAAAGAAUGCAAAUCGCUUUUGGUAUUGCUAGAGGCCUGACUUACUUGCACGAAGAAUGCAGCACUCAGAUCAUACAUUGUGACGUCAAGCCUCAAAACAUACUCUUGGACGAGUACCUCGCCCCCAAGAUCUCCGACUUUGGAUUGGCUAAACUUCUGCUAUCCGAGCAGAGCCGUGCUGCACGGACGCACAUUAGGGGGACGGUUGGGUACUUUGCACCUGAGUGGUUUAGGAAAGCAUCCAUCACAUCAAAAGUCGAUGUCUACAGCUUCGGCGUGCUGCUUCUUGAGAUGAUCUGUUGCAUGUCAAGUGUGGAAUUUGCUAUGGGAGAUCAAGAGGAGGCCUUGAUUGAUUGGGUAUAUGACUGCUACAGCAAAAAGAAGGUAAACAUGUUGGUGGAAAAUGAUGAGGAAGCCAGGAAUGAUAUGAAGAGUGUGGAAAGGCUAGUGAUGGUGGCAAUUUGGUGCAUUCAAGAAGAUCCUUCUCUAAGGCCCUCCAUGAGAAAAGUCACACAGAUGCUUGAGGGGGUUGCCGACGUUUCCGUCCCUCCCCGUCCUUCUGUUUUUAGUUCAUCUUGAUGGUUCCGGUUCUUAAAACAUCAUCGGUGCAGUCAGAUUGUAGCCUCUGGGCAAUAGGAGAUUCAAACAUAGAACCUCGUUCUUGGAAGUAAUGGAUCAGACCAACUGAACUACCAAGAUGUUGUUUGUUUUAGGGAUAUGUAUAUGUAUGUUUCUUUGAUUAAAUGCCUGUGUUAAUUAUAACUCUCUCUAUAAAGAGUACACAUAGAACAAUACUAUAUGUUUAUGGAAGCAUCUUGCAAGAA